Messenger RNA from Nanorana parkeri, 1330 nucleotides. It is a transcript of the gene MTERF2, whose product is annotated as mitochondrial transcription termination factor 2. The record is from RefSeq and is a predicted model, not a curated record. Gene Ontology annotation, molecular function: double-stranded DNA binding. Gene Ontology annotation, cellular component: mitochondrial matrix. Bases 106 to 1287 code for a protein of 393 amino acids. Gene Ontology annotation, biological process: termination of mitochondrial transcription; regulation of DNA-templated transcription. Lineage: Eukaryota; Metazoa; Chordata; Amphibia; Anura; Dicroglossidae. The transcript is spliced from 2 exons.
AGGGUAUGUAGUUCUAGUGAUGUCCGGUGACAAGGGACAGAUGGGACUUCUGACAGCAGUGCAGGAUGAAUUUUAGACUGUUGCCUUGAACACUAGAAGGCCAUUAUGUUGAAAACUAUUGCCAGUACUGUUUUAAGAUGCCACAUUGGGCCGAGGAGAACGUCUUUUCAAUGCAGACAUUUUCAUGUACCUAUUAUGGUGGUUAGCAGGACAUAUACUGCCUCAAAAUCAGGUACAGAUGGGCAAAACUUUGGAGAAGAAAACCAAAAAACGGUUGAAAGCCUCUAUAAUUUGUCUGUCAAUUGUAAAAAGAUUCGCCAUUUAAAAGGUUGGGUUCUUUGUAAAGAGGAGGCUUACGUCGAAGAGACAGCUGAUAUCCUGAAAGAAAUGGGAGCAAACACCAUGAUGGUGGCCAAUAUUCUAGAGUCUUGUCCUGAGGCUUUUCUACAGGAGCCUGCAGAGAUCAAAGUCCAAAAAUCCAUCUGGAACUUGGUGUGUCCCAAAGAUCAGGAGCUGAUCACAAUUAUUGAAAAGUUCCCCGAUUCUUUCUUUGGUUAUAAGAGUUUCAAAAACCAACAAGACAACAUCAGGUACUUCCAAGACCUGGGACUUAGCAACAAAAUAGUUUGCAGGCUGUUAACAAGCGCUACGCAGAUCUUUUGUAAUCAGAUUGAAGACAAUAAGAAAAUCAUCGAUGCUCUGGGGGAAAAUUACUGUCGUCUGGGAGGAACAAAGGAAAACUUUAAAACUUGGUUAAAGAAAUUGUUAAGUCAAGAUCCAUUUGUGCUCUCCAGGUCCUCUGCGGCCUUUAAGGAGAACGUGACAUUUCUACAGAAUUUAGGUUUUACAGAUGCAGAAGUAUUGAAGCUUAUGUCCAAGCUUAAAGGUUUUAUCUUUGACAUGACCUGCAGCAAUAUGAAACUGGGUGUUCUGUUUACGAAAACUACCUUUGACUGUGGCGAUGAAGAGCUGAGGCGGCUAGUUAUGAAAUGUCCAGCUCUUCUUUAUUAUUCGGUUCCACUGCUCGAAGAUCGAUUGAAACAUUUAAUCCAAGAAGGCGCCUCCAUAAGCCAAGUUAAGGAGUACCCCAACAUUUUAGAGCUCACUCCACAAAUUAUACAGUUUAGAGCUAGAAAAGUGAAAGCGUUAGGCCGCCAAAUAAAGGACCAAGACUUGGAGGUACUUAAUGGGACUAAGAAAGAUUUUGAGGCUAAUUAUGUGAAGUUACAAGUCAGAAGAGAAAGACCGUUAUUUAACCCCGUCGCCCCACUAAAUGUGGAGGAAUGAUGAGGAAGUGCCAGUUCAGAUGGAAAGCAUGAAAUGUUUACAU